Molecule: messenger RNA, 572 nt
Organism: Porites evermanni
Lineage: Eukaryota; Metazoa; Cnidaria; Anthozoa; Scleractinia; Poritidae
Source: the annotation of a GenBank genome assembly
AUGGCUGUGUUGGCUGACUAUUCCGAGGCAUUCGACUCUGUCGCCUGCGAAACUGUGCCGAGAAAGCUACUUGGUGUAGGCUUUUUCAUGGCGUACCUCACAUGAACUGUUUCCUACCUGACCCUCAGGAAACAAUUCAUCCAAAUUGACGACUAGACCACUAUGCAUAUUAACAACACAUAUGGUGUUCCUCAGGGCUCGAUCUUGUGGCCAGUGCUAUUUAAUCUAUUUAAAUGACCUUACAGACUGCUUGGAUUCUAUAAGGUCAAUACGCCGAUGACACAACAAUCUAUCUUCAUGGGAAACCCACUAAUUUAAAAGAGGACGAAAAGCGGUCAUGGCAAGCUCUCGAAGACCUUGCUGACCUGUUUGGUAGGUUGUAGUCUAUGCCUAAAUUCUACGAAGACCAAGGUUAUGCUGUUUUCAACUCAGCAGCUUUCUGGUGUCCAGUUGAGAUCUCAGCUGAUGGUAAGAACCCGGAAAGAUUGAAAACCUCUGAGCUACUUCGCAUGAUUUUCCAAGAAGACCUGAAAUGGAACAUUGAAAUUAUCGCAAUUGUCGAGUUAUCAUAA